This is a messenger RNA of Haemonchus placei, 423 nucleotides long. The record is from the annotation of a GenBank genome assembly. Lineage: Eukaryota; Metazoa; Nematoda; Chromadorea; Rhabditida; Trichostrongylidae.
AUGUUGGGUGAGUGUGAGGGUUUGAUAUUUCUGUGUGGUGUGUGGAUGGUGUGGACGUAUGGUGAGGUAGAAGUAGGCACAGUUGUCGAAGUCGACGAUGUGCAUUCUGUUGUCGACGUCGACGUUGUUGGAGUCGUGGAUGUAGAACUGGACUCAGUAGUCUACGUCGUUGUUGUCGGAGUAGUGCUGGUAGUACUAGUCUCAGUUGUCGAUGUCGACGUUGUGGAUUCUGUUGUCGACGUCGACGUUGUUGGAGUCGUGGAUUUAGAACUGGACUCAGUAGUCGACGUUGUUGUUGUCGGAGCAGUGCUGGUAGUACUAGUCUCGGUUAUCGAAGUCGACGUGGUGGAUUCUGUUGUCGACGUGGACGUUGGAGCUUUAAUGGUAGGACAAGACUCAGGUAAGGAAGCGGAUUGCUGUUGA